UCGUAGUUCGAACUCUAUUGUGUGUGUCUGUUUUACGGACUCAGCACGUCAGAAUAUUUUUUCUCCAAUGGCGGCCUUCAAGCACUUUCAGAACAUGUACGAUAUUAGUCUGAAACCUCGGUUGCUACGUUCACUAAUAAGAGACCAUCUCCCUGACGAGAAACACCCAUUUCCUAGACCUUCAGAGCUAUCUAUAGUGGUUUCAGCAAUCAAGACCCAUGGGCUUUUAUUUGAAUCUUGCAGAGAACCAGUUGAUCCAAAGCAGGUUGAUAACUGGAAAACUGCCAUUGAUGCAUGGGUUGAGCGUCUUCUGUUGCUUGCUUCAAGCAAAAUGCCAGACAAAUGCUGGGCAGGAAUCUGUUUGCUAGGUCUGACUUGUCAGGAUUGCAGCUCCGAUCGUUUUCUGGCAUCCUACUCUGUUUGGUUUCAGAAGCUCGUUGCACAAAUUCAGCCUCCAUCUGCUUCUCAUUUUGUGAAAGUUGCUUCUUGUGCAUCCUUGGCAGAUCUUUUUACAAGGUUAGGUGGAUUUUCAAAUUUAAAGAAAGAUGGGACAUCUCAUGCUGGGAAACUUAUUCAACCAAUUUUGGAGUUGUUAAGUGAUGAUAGCUCAGAAGCUGUGUGGGAAGGAGCAGUUGAUCUGUUGCGCAGCAUUCUUAUUUACUUUCCAGCUUCUGUCCAUCGUCACUAUGACACUGUUGAGGCUAUUAUUGUUUCAAGAAUUAUGUCAGAGAAAUGCAGUGCGACUAUAUCUAAGAAGUUUGUCUAUUGCUUAGCCCUACUUCCAAAAUCGAAAGGAGACGAGGUUAGCUGGUCUUUGAUGAUGCAAAAGAUUCUAAUAUCAAUAAAUGCUCAUCUGGAUGAUGCCUUUCAAGGAUUAGAAGAAGAAACUAAAUCUAAUGAAGUUAUCAGACAUUUGGUUCCACCUGGGAAAGAACCCCCUCCUCCUCUAGGAGGCCAGCCAAUGUCUGGAGAAGCCUCUAAUCAAGCAACUAAAGCAUCUGAGCAGUUUAUACUGCACAGAGUGUCUUUGCUGGUUUGCAGCUGUUGUACAAUGCUUACUAAUCCUUAUACUAUUCAAGUAACUAUUCCUGUUCGCCCUUUACUAGCACUUGUUAGAAGAGUGCUAAUGGUGGAUGGUUCUCUGUCACAAGCCUUGCUGCCCUUCUUCACAGUCAUACAACAAGAGUCUAUUUGUUCAGACCUUCCUCUGCUGCACUUGUGUACUUUGGAUCUUUUGACUGCAAUCAUUAAGGGAGUACGCAGCCAACUAUUACCACAUGCUGCAGAUGUUGUGCGCCUCCUAACAGAGUAUUUCAGGCGAUGUGCACUCCCAGCUUUAAGAAUAAAGGUUUAUUCAAUCAUGCGGGUUUUGCUAAUAUCAAUGGGUGUUGGAAUGGCUCUCUACCUUGCUCAGGAAGUUACCAACAAUGCAAUUAUUGAUCUAGAUUUCAUUGCUUAUGGUUGGGGUAGGGCAUCUUACAACCCCAACUCAAAGGCUACAACUGAGGCAUUGCAUCAGCCAAGUCACAGGAAAAGGAAGCAUAGUACUAUAACAGCAUCCUUUCAAGUGCAGCAAAGUGGUGUUGGCAGGGAGGUUGAAACAGUAAAAAACAAACAAGUAACUCCAAUUGCUGUCCAGAUAGCUGCACUACAGGCAUUGGAGGCUCUUCUUACUGUGGGUGGUGCUUUGAGAUCUGAGAGUUGGCGAUCCAAUCUAGAUCUUCUUUUGAUAACAGUGGCAACAAAUGCAUAUGAUGGGGAAUGGGCCAAUGAGGAAAAGGGCAUUUCUGUCUUGUCUUUUGAACCAAAUUGUACGUGGGCAGAGUUCCAGCUUGCUGCAUUACGUGCACUUUUAGCCUCUUUUCUUUCCCCAUCUCGUGUUCGGCCUCGAUAUUUGUCCGAUGGUCUUGAACUCUUUCGUAGAGGCAAGCAAGAGAUUGGAACAAAGCUAGCUGAAUUUUGUGCUCAUGCUCUUUUAGCCUUAGAAGUGCUCAUACAUCCUCGUUCCCUUCCGCUGGUGGAUAUUUCAUCUCGAAGUCAGGGUGAAUUUGUUUCAAGUUUUGACCACAGAUUACCAGAAAAUUUAUUUUCUGUUAGCCAGAAAAACAACAAUUGUACAUUUCCAGGAGAUAUAUUGGUAAUGGAUGAUCCUGAACUUGAUGAUGACCUGUAUAGUAGCUGGCUGGGGAAUGGUGAAGAAACUGAUGUCCCAAUGAGUGUGCCAGACAAGCAAUUGAGAAGUGCUCAAGAACUUUGUGGGAAAGAUGUUUGGCAGGCUACAGGAGAUUGUCUGGCGGAAAAGAUACUUUCUGAUUCAACUGGUGCUUUGUUUCUCAUGGAAGGUGAUGGUGGGGCUACAGGUGCUGCCCAUAUGGAGAUAGGAGGAAAUGGUAAUGUGAUUAUGACAGAAUCAGAGCAAGUGCAAGAAAUUGUUCGAAAUAAUGAUGUUGAGGCACAGGAUAAAGACAUUGUGAUUAGUACUGGUAGUUUUACAUUAAUUGAAGGAAAACCCAAGAAAGGUAAAGCAGAGAGCAAUAGGAUAUACGCUUCCAAAGUUGCCACAACUAUAUCUAGUUUUUCUGUCGUCAAUGGGAUGGAUAGCAGUGAUCCCGUGGCAGCUGCUGCUACUGCUAAGUCAACUCCAGCUCAAGGUGGUCUUAUUACUACAUUGAUCUCUGAGAAAGGAAGGGGACUUUCUCUUGAGUACAAUACUGAUGCAUCAAUGGAUUCCUUUCCUGAUAUUGUUGAUGGUGAUCCAGAUUCUGAUUAGCACUGGAUUUAUAACUUUCACUACGUUUUAAUGGGCUUGUAAGGGAAAUGAUCCCUAAAAGAGUGUAAAGCUAAUUUUCCAAAGAGGAAAAUGUUGUUCACUUCAAAUGCAACCGAGAUUUUUUUUAUGCAUUUAUUCUUUGUUGUACCAAUUUGCAAUUA
Nelumbo nucifera (sacred lotus) is the source of this 2931-nucleotide messenger RNA. RefSeq lists its product as uncharacterized. The record is from RefSeq and is a predicted model, not a curated record. Gene Ontology annotation, biological process: rRNA processing. Lineage: Eukaryota; Viridiplantae; Streptophyta; Magnoliopsida; Proteales; Nelumbonaceae. Gene Ontology annotation, cellular component: nucleus.